Messenger RNA from Fraxinus pennsylvanica, 1884 nucleotides. The record is from the annotation of a GenBank genome assembly. NCBI's taxonomy places the organism in Eukaryota, Viridiplantae, Streptophyta, Magnoliopsida, Lamiales, Oleaceae.
AUGGCUUCCAAACCAGGGAUCCUCACUGAAUGGCCAUGGACAUGUCUUGGGAACUUCAAGUAUCUGAUAUUGGCUCCUUGGGUGAUUCACGCAACGUACUCGUUCAUGAUGGAGGAUGAAGCUGAAAGGGAUUUUUCUCACUUUUCUAUAUUCCCAUUUUUGCUAACAAGAAUGCUUCAUAACCAAUUCUGGAUUUCACUCUCUCGUUAUCGAACUGCAAAAGGUAGCAACAGGAUAGUCGAUAAGAGCAUCGAAUUUGAGCAAGUUGAUAGAGAAAGAAACUGGGAUGAUCAAAUAAUAUUUACUGGCAUAUUAUUCUAUUUGGGGUUCAUGUCUAUCAAGGAGGGUCAUCAUCUGCCUGUUUGGAGGACAAAUGGGGUGAUAUUGACAAUUUUGCUUCAUACUGGUCCAGUGGAGUUCCUCUAUUACUGGUUGCACAGGGCACUGCACCACCACUUCCUCUACUCACGCUACCAUUCCCACCACCACUCCUCCAUUGUUACUGAACCCAUUACAUCUGUAAUUCAUCCAUUUGCAGAGCAUAUUGCAUAUUUUGCGCUCUUCGCUAUACCAAUUCUUACGACUGUGCUGACCGGGACUGCUUCCAUUGCUUCAUUUUCUGGUUAUAUUACAUAUAUUGAUUUCAUGAACAACAUGGGUCACUGCAACUUUGAGCUCAUUCCCAAAUGGUUUUUCUCCAUGUUCCCCCCUCUCAAGUUCAUAAUGUACACGCCUUCGUUUCACUCUCUGCAUCAUACUCAAUUCCGAACCAAUUACUCCCUUUUCAUGCCAUUCUACGAUUAUGUCUAUGGAACAGUAGACAAAUCCUCCAACUUCUUAUAUCAUACUUCCCUCGAGAGAAAGGAGGAAGCACCUCAUGUUGUGCAUCUAACUCAUUUGACAACCCCAGAAUCCAUAUAUCAUCUACGUCUAGGUUUUGCAUCACUAGCCUCAAGGCCUCAUAAUUCUACGUGGUACUUGUGGUUAAUUUGGCCCGUCACACUUUGGUCUACAACUGUAACGUGGAUAUAUGGACGCACAUUUAUUGUCGAGAGAAAUAUUUUCAAGCAUCUAAAACUUCAAACCUGGGCUAUUCCAAAAUACAGCAUCCAAUACUACAUGAAAUGGCAAAGAGAAUCUAUAAAUAGUGCGAUUGAAGAAGCUAUACUGGAAGCUGAGGACAAAGGAAUUAAGAUUUUGAGCCUUGGUUUAUUGAAUCAGGAGAAGGAGCUCAACAGGAAUGGUGAGAUGUAUAUAAGAAGGCAUCCUCAGCUAAAACUGAAGCUGGUUGAUGGAAGUAGUUUAGUUGUUGCUGUUGUGAUGAACAGCAUUCCAAAAGGAACAACUCGGGUGAUCCUUCGAGGUGAAUUAUCAAAAGUUGCUCACUCCAUUUCCCUUGCCUUAUGUCAAGGGGGAAUCCAGGUAAGCGCAGUACGUCAAGAUGAGUAUGAGAAGCUUAAAGCAUGGCUUGGAAAUACUGAGGCAGCUAAUAAUUUGGUCCAAUAUUCCAAAAGCUAUGUUACAAAGGUAUGGUUAGUGGGAGAUGGACUAAGUGAAGGUGAACAAUCGAAGGCAUUGAAAGGAACAAUAUUCAUUCCGUUCUCACAAUUUCCUCCAAAGAAAAUACGCAAAGACUGCUUCUACAACAACACUCCAUCGAUGUUGGCUCCCAAGCAUCUCGAAAACAUCGACUCUUGCGAGAAUUGGUUGCCAAGAAGGGCGAUAAGUGCAUGGCGUAUAGCAGGAAUUGUUCAUGGUUUAGAAGACUGGAAUGUGCAUGAAUGUGGAGACACGAUACUCAACACUGAGGAAAUCUGGGAAGCCACUAUACGCCAUGGAUUCCGCCCUCUGACGGUGUCCACUAGAUCAAGCGGUCCACAUUAG